CAGCCAGCCCCACUCAGCUUCCUCCCUGUAGGCUCUCUCUGCCUGAGGACACUGUGACUUCCUUGUUAAGUCACAAUUGGGCUGAAAGCAGAGCCUGGCCAAGCUGACAGACAGGUCCUCAGGGGCUGCCCUCCUACUGAAUCCAGGUGGCCCUGCAGGGCCACAGGUACACAAUGAAGUACCCUCUGGUGCCGCUGGUGAACGACCUCACACUCUCUUUCCUGGUUUUCUGGCUCUGCCUGCCCGUGGCUUUGCUGCUCUUCUUGAUGAUCGUCUGGUUACACUUCUUACUUAGUCAAGAGUCAAAGGAAGACAAUUCAGAUUUAUGCUUCAGCUGGGAGCCCUGGAGCAAGGGACUAUCCGAGUCUGGCUGCGACGGGACAUUUCCUGGCCAGGAGGACAGGCUCCACUGGUGAGCCUGCUUUACCAGGCCUAAGUGGAUGGAGGGAGGAGAACACUGGUGACUGAUGGGCCUUCCUGGGACCUCUGGUUGUCAGCCCUGCCAAGCCUCUUGCCAAACCAUCCAUUCUCCAUCAUCACAGAUGACCCAGAACCUGGAAGAGCCAGGCCCAAGCAGCUUAUGGGGGCCAGCUGACCAGCUCAACUCACAGGAGGUGUUGGUUACCUAUUAAAGAAAUGGGGGUGCUCUUGUGCCCUAACAGA
This is a messenger RNA of Mastomys coucha (southern multimammate mouse), 663 nucleotides long. It is a transcript of the gene Adig, whose product is annotated as adipogenin. Bases 174 to 416 code for a protein of 80 amino acids. NCBI's taxonomy places the organism in Eukaryota, Metazoa, Chordata, Mammalia, Rodentia, Muridae. Gene Ontology annotation, biological process: brown fat cell differentiation; white fat cell differentiation. The transcript has 3 exons. The record is from RefSeq and is a predicted model, not a curated record. Gene Ontology annotation, cellular component: cytoplasm; nucleus; lipid droplet.